Messenger RNA from Dentiscutata erythropus, 404 nucleotides. Lineage: Eukaryota; Fungi; Glomeromycota; Glomeromycetes; Diversisporales; Gigasporaceae. The record is from the annotation of a GenBank genome assembly.
AUGUCCCAACGAAUUGAGUCCGAGCACAAUUACAUAAAUAUUUUCAGUAACCGUGAAAAUUUUCAAUUAAUUGUAAUUAUUACUAUAACACAAGCUUUACCACAAGGUGGUCAAAAUGAAAAAACUGAACAGUCUUCACUUAGUUCACGACAAAAUAUGAUGACACCACAGCAAGAUAUGAUGACACCACAGCAAGAUAUGAUGACACCACAGCAAGAUACGAUGACGCCACAGCAAGAUACGAUGACGCCACAGCAAUAUACGAUGACGCCACAGCAAGAUAUGAUGACGCCACAGCAAGAUAUGAUGCCACAGCAAGAUAUGAUGAUGUCACAGACUAUGAUGCAGCCGUUUGAUUCAAUGCCUUGUGGAGAGUCUUUUUUUUACCACGGCGGAUGUAAUAG